Messenger RNA from Aspergillus pseudotamarii, 801 nucleotides. RefSeq names its product Hr1 repeat-domain-containing protein. The record is from RefSeq and is a predicted model, not a curated record. Bases 120 to 587 code for a protein of 155 amino acids. Lineage: Eukaryota; Fungi; Ascomycota; Eurotiomycetes; Eurotiales; Aspergillaceae. Gene Ontology annotation, biological process: signal transduction. The transcript has a single exon.
GUACGCUUUGCCUGCUGGCUGUAUUCCACACUUCUAUCCCCAUCUAUUAUUGAUCGCAUUGCUGUCCUCUCAGUUGAAAUAAAUCGGAACGUCGGUCGUCGUCCCACCACCCUCUCAACAUGGACGGGGACGACCUCAUCGCCUCGGUCUACCGCAAGAUCGAGCGGGAAAAGGCCCUGAUCGCCGCCGCGUCCAAUAUGCGACAGUCAACCGACAACCCCCUCGUGCAACAGAGAGUUGAUGCGAAUAUUCGUGAUGGUCGGAAGAACAUUGCUUACCUAGAGGAGAAGAUGAGAGAGUUGCAGCUACGUCGAGACGGAGGAUCCCCCACAGACAAGCGUCUCCCGCCUGAACCGGGUGCAGGACCAGCCCCUCCUCCGAAGGACUAUGGUUCCGGCUAUGACGAGUAUGACGCCUCGGGGGCUUACCCGCAAGGAGGAUCUGGUUCCAUGCCGACAGGCGCUCCCUUUUCAGAUCCCCGGCCUUUCGCUCCUGUUCCCAAGGCCCGGCCGAAUUUCUCUAAACUUGGUAUGCUUUACCUGUCGCUCAGCACCGACAGGGGCCUUGCAAGCUUCCAGGAUGUCUAACUGACGCUGUGCUGUGUUCAGACUUGAUCAAAUAUGAUACCCCGUAUCUCGGACCUAAGAUCCAACUCAUGUUGUCCCAACUCGAAUUUAAAUUGAGUGUUGAAAAGCAAUACAAAGCGGGUAUUGAGAAGAUGGUUCGCCUGUAUCAAGAUGAGGGUGAUAGGAAGAGUCGCGCAGAUGCUGAGGGUCGGCGGAUCGAGAGCAAUCAGAAAAU